AUGGGGGCUACGGAAAUCAAUGACGUUAAGAAGCAGUGGCAAGCCACCCACGAUCAAGAGAUUCAAGCGCGCAUGAAACAAGAGGUAGAUGAACGAGAUGCUAUGAAAAAAUCUGGAGCAGAGCAAUACGAGCAGAUCAAAGCACAACUGGUGCGCACCCGCACUGAACUGCACGAGCAAGCUAGGAAGCAACAAGAGAAGCUGUCUGAGGAAAUACAGAGGAACGAUGUUUCAGAGUCGGAUAACGACCGGGCCACCACCUGGGUGAAGGUUGCGGAUAUUGUGGACAAGGUUAACUCAUUCAUGAACGACGCCAGUAUUCCUGGAACAAAUGAUCAGGAGUACAUGAACAAGUUACUGCAAGCGAAGAAGGCUGUCAAACAGACGGCUGUCAAACAGACGGCUGUCAAACAGACGGCUGUCAAACAGAAGGCUGUCAAACAGAAGGCUGUCAAACAGAAGGCUGUCAAACAGAAGGCUGUCAAACAGAAGGCUGUCAAACAGAAGGCUGUCGUUGUCGAUGUCUGUUGUUUUGGGUAG
Messenger RNA from Gregarina niphandrodes, 540 nucleotides. RefSeq lists its product as hypothetical. The record is from RefSeq and is a predicted model, not a curated record. Lineage: Eukaryota; Apicomplexa; Conoidasida; Eugregarinorida; Gregarinidae. Bases 1 to 540 code for a protein of 179 amino acids. The transcript is spliced from 3 exons.